Molecule: messenger RNA, 2177 nt
Organism: Drosophila subpulchrella
Lineage: Eukaryota; Metazoa; Arthropoda; Insecta; Diptera; Drosophilidae
Product: UPF0746 protein DDB_G0281095-like
Exons: 3
Coding region: 557-1270 (237 amino acids)
Source: RefSeq, a predicted model, not a curated record
GCAAACCAAAUGUUGACUGUUGUUAGUCGAGUAGAGACCGCUCUUCAAAGUGGGAAUGCUCACAGAAUAAAUAUAUAUACACAACUAGCUAGAUAAAUAUGUAAAAUAAUUAAGAGACCUGAAAAAGUUAAAUUUAAGACAAGUUUUGCAUUUUAAGAUGAAUCAAAAUUAACAUACAACACAAACUGUGAUAGUGCAAUAGAAUAGAAUAGAACUUUAAAGCAACUAGUGUGCCCAGCGUUUUGUGAAAUACCCGCCCGCGCCUUGGUCACACUGCCGCAAAAUGCAUAUCUGUCUAGUUGCCGCGAAUAUGCACGCAGCUGAGCUUUAAUCCGCCCGAGAAGAUGACACUAAUUGGGCCGCGGUCAACGUUGAGUGUGUUUAGCGUUUUGGGUUCGGUGUUUUGGGUUAGUUUUAUGUUUUUAGUGGGCCGCAUUUGGGUAUUCAGUGUCAGUUUCGCUCGGUUCUUCGGCCACAACUGACGACUGUUGAAUCCGUUGAUUCCGAAUCCGUGUGUGUGUGUAGGCUUUUCACCUGUCGAAAGGUGCGAAUUAGUAUGACACCGCCCCGGCUGAGUCGCUAUUUGAUGGCAGUGCGUGGUGGGCGUGAUGGGGAGCAGCACAGCAAGAACUCGCAGACCGACGAAGAGAAGCAGCGCGAUCGACAGCGAAACGAGCGCGAGGCCAAAAAGGAAGAGCAGGACGCCAUCAACUACAAGCGCGACAAGGAGCAACGCGAGGCCCGUCUGCUGGACUUUGAGAUACGCCGCCAGCAGAAGCGGGACGAGCAGCAGCAGCAGCGCCAGCAGCAGCAGCAACUGCAGCAGCACCGCGAGCAGCAGCAGCAACACCAGCGCGAGCAGCAGCAGCAGCAGCACCGCGACCAGCAGCAGCAACAUCAGCAGUCCAGCGAGAAGAGUCCGCCCACCUCCUCCUCCGCCGCCGCCGCCGCAGCCGCAGCCGCCGCCGCUGCCGCCCACCAAACGCAUCCUCAUCCGCAGCAGCAGCAACAGCAACAGCAGCAGCAGCAGCGACAGCACUUGCACCUGCAGCAGCAACACCUGCAACACCAGCAGCAGCAGCAGCAACAACAACAGUCAACGGGCAGCGGCAGCAGCAACACACCCGUGACCCCCAAGUUGCAGACACCGCCCCCCGAUCGAUCGCUGCCCCCCGCCUUCCGGAGCCGCUCCAUCGAGCGGGAGAUUCUCUACGAGCGGAAGCGAUUCUCGCAGCCGGAAGCCGGCGAGAUCAAGGUUUUCCAUCACUAACCAUCCACCCACCACCCAUCACCCAUCAUGGCCUUCCAUGCAACCCAUCUGCACCUGCCAGCGACAAAUUUUUUAUUUUUUCGAAAGGUGGACAAAAGAUUCGGUCUGUUGUCGUAAUAAAUUAUACCACUAAUUUUGGAUUACUUUUUAGAUUCAUAUUCAAUUCAUAGCAACAGAAUUUUGUAGGUGGAUGCCACAGAAGUCACUUUUAAAUGUCUUCUAAGGUGUCUAAAACUAUGCAGUAAAUAAAUUCAAUGUAUUUCUGAAUAUAAAAUAUAUUGUUGCAUACUUUUAGACUCCCAAAAUAACAUUCAAGAAUGAAAUAACACCCUUUUCAUUGGGUGUGGCGCCUCGAAUUGUUUAUUGGCAAAUUACAUUCAAACCAAAAAAAAUUUCGGAAAAAACUUGUAAAAAUCGUUUGACGUUUUAAAAUGUUAAAACUUUAACAUUGGAUUAUUUAAUAUGUGUAUUUCUUUUCUUGUAUAUUUUGUUAUUACAAAUAUUAUUAUUUGUUAUUGGCAAAUUUGUUUACAGUCGUAAUAUUUUUAAUCUAAAAAAUAUAUUUUUAGGUAGUAAAUAAAAGUAAAUUCUAAAUAAUAUUUAAUAAUAAUUAGGUACUUGUCAAAUGAUUUUGAAUAUUUGUUGAAAACCUUUUUCUUUUGCAAAAGUGAAUUUAAUUAAAAUAACCUAUAAACCGAUUUUGUCCACCUUUUUCUAUGAUUAACUAUUAACUAAAACUCUCUUUGGGAAUUCACCUCGCACAGGAGCUUGAUAGUACGACAUCAUCAUCGUCCACGCAGCAGACCUUCCCUGGCAGCGCAGUCGGGGCGGGCAGAGCGUCGACAGCGGCAGCGGCGGUACCUGGGAGCGGGACACCGGGAGCGGGACAAACGACGACAUUGGCGGG